AUGGUGACCUACGGCCUGAAAAUAUCCUGCUUGAUCGCAACCGACUUAAACUAUCCGAUUUUGACUGUGCAGCAAAAAUUGAGAGAAUGCUUCGAAGCCUGCAUCCCGCCGUAUGGAAGGGUACUUGGCAGUAAUGAAUCGAAAUAUGGUCUCCGUGGAUCAGCUGGACUUCUGGGUCCCCGAACCGAACAGUUUGCGCUUGGGUCUCUAUACUAUCUGAUCAACUACGGAUUUGAGGUGUACGGAGAUCAACGUCUUACGCAGGAUCUGAAUGAUCAUGGUCCUGAAGUCGUGCGUUUGCUGCAGGAAAUGGAGUUUCCAAAACUAGAUGGUGAUGCCCGCCUUGACGAAAUAAUCGACAAGUGCUGGCACAACAAAUAUGCCACGAUUGCAGAAUUGGCUGUGGAUACAGAAAGGCUCCAAGACAAAACGACACAUGAUACAAGCACCAAUAAGCUAGACGCCGCUGAAGAUUAUGGCCUCUCAGCCGAGGAAUUUCUAGCGAGUAAACAAUUUUGUCAAGACAUAGAAAGCCGCGGACUCAUUCACCUGCUUUCUUCGGCAGAACCAAAGGAAAUGGGGUUCACCUUUAAUCCAACUUUCGCGAGGUUAAAUUGA
This is a messenger RNA of Ophidiomyces ophidiicola, 618 nucleotides long. RefSeq lists its product as uncharacterized. The transcript has a single exon. The record is from RefSeq and is a predicted model, not a curated record. Lineage: Eukaryota; Fungi; Ascomycota; Eurotiomycetes; Onygenales; Onygenaceae. The coding region runs from base 1 to 618 and encodes 205 amino acids.